Aethalodelphis obliquidens (Pacific white-sided dolphin) is the source of this 531-nucleotide messenger RNA. RefSeq names its product histone H2A type 2-B. Gene Ontology annotation, molecular function: structural constituent of chromatin; protein heterodimerization activity; DNA binding. The transcript has a single exon. Gene Ontology annotation, cellular component: nucleosome. Lineage: Eukaryota; Metazoa; Chordata; Mammalia; Artiodactyla; Delphinidae. The record is from RefSeq and is a predicted model, not a curated record. Bases 92 to 484 code for a protein of 130 amino acids.
UCCCGGUAGCUCUUAUAAAUUACAUCAAAUUGGUUAUCCUUGCCACAUUCUUCUCUUUGAAAAAGAAGCUGUAACUGCAUUUUUAGCCGUAAUGUCAGGACGCGGAAAGCAGGGAGGCAAAGCUCGGGCCAAGGCCAAGUCGCGCUCGUCCCGCGCUGGCCUUCAGUUCCCCGUGGGGCGAGUGCACCGCCUGCUGCGCAAAGGCAACUACGCCGAGCGAGUGGGGGCUGGCGCGCCGGUGUACCUGGCGGCUGUGCUGGAGUACCUGACAGCGGAAAUCCUGGAGCUGGCCGGCAACGCGGCCCGAGACAAUAAGAAGACGCGCAUCAUCCCUCGCCAUUUGCAACUAGCCGUGAGAAAUGAUGAAGAGCUCAACAAGUUACUCGGGGGUGUCACAAUUGCCCAGGGCGGCGUCUUGCCCAAUAUCCAGGCAGUCUUGUUGCCCAAGAAAACGGAGAGUCACAAGCCUGGCAAGAAUAAGUAAUUAGGAGGCUUGACACCAACCCCACUCACCCCAAAGGCUCUUUUAAG